AUGGGUUUGAAGAUUGUCUUCUGCCUUCUGGCAGCUACUGUAGCCGGUCUCGACUUGAAGAGUCUGUAUCUUCCUGAACAAGGACUAGAUGCGGUAAGUAAAUAUAGAGAAGAUAUGACCAAUUGUAGAUGGGUCUGAUCGAGUACUGGGGCUACGAAGGCGAAGAAUAUAUUGCCGAAACAGAAGACGGCUGGCUUCUUCCAAUUCACCGUAUCCCUCGCGGAAUCAACGAAACCGGAAGCAACCCAAACAAGCCUGUAGUCAUUCUACAGCACGGUCUGGAGUGUGCUAGCGACAACUUCCUCCUCAACUUGCCUCACCAAAGUCCAGGAUUUGUCUUCGCUGAUGCUGGCUACGAUGUCUGGAUGCCAAACUCUCGAGGAAACACUUAUGCCAAGAACAAGUACUACAACAGGUUCGAGUCUGGCUUCUGACAUUACACUAGCGACGGCAUGCAAGUAUACGACUUCCCAGCUGUCUUCGACCUAAUCGAGAACAUCACUGGCCAGUCCCAGUUCUAUUACAUUGGCCACAGUCAAGGCACCUACACCAUGUUUGCCAAGCUGUCUGAUCAACCAGAGUUCGUAGAAAGAAUCAAGAAGUACUUCGCCUUGGGCCCCGCUGUCCGCUUCAAGGACAUCCAAGGUCCUUCAGCUACAUCUGCGACACCAACGAAGACCUAGCUAUUGGCCAGUCCAUCUGUGACUUGACUGCCUACGCUCAGUUCAGUCUGGGGCUUCUGAGUCAGACUUCAUUCGAUAUUCUCACCGCCUUGACUUGUGUCACCCCAGCCGAACGUGAGUACUGUGCUCAAGUGUUCUACUGGUUCGGUGGACCAAGUACCACCACCAACGUCAUGCCCAUCUACACCAACCACAUUCCAGCUGGAGCUUCGACCGCUACUGUUCAGAAGUACUGUCAAUCUGGAAACCUCGAGACUGGAGGCUUCAAAUGGUACAAAUACCCAACCGCGGCCGAAAAUAUUGCGAGAUAUGGCCAAGUAAGUUUUAUGAACAAGGUUAAUAUAUGUUUGUAGGAAGAACCACCAUACUACAACUUGACCAAAAUGGAAGUGCCAUUGUACCUCUACAGUACCCCUGAGGACUACUUGACCACUCUGGUGCAAUUGGAAGAUGACAUCCUGCCAAACUUGGCUCCAGGAGUUCUCCAAGAAGACAACAGAUACCCUGGAUUCAGUCACAUGGACUUCUUGUGGGGAUUGAAUGCUACCGAGAUGGUCUACAACAAGGUCAUCGACGACAUCAACGCUGAUUACGAAUAG
Molecule: messenger RNA, 1282 nt
Organism: Bursaphelenchus okinawaensis
Lineage: Eukaryota; Metazoa; Nematoda; Chromadorea; Rhabditida; Aphelenchoididae
Source: the annotation of a GenBank genome assembly